Phyllotreta striolata is the source of this 420-nucleotide messenger RNA. The record is from the annotation of a GenBank genome assembly. Lineage: Eukaryota; Metazoa; Arthropoda; Insecta; Coleoptera; Chrysomelidae.
AUGUUAAACAAUAAUGCAAUAAUGGAAAUGUGCGAAACGCUAGCCGCGCAAGAGAAUCUUCGCGUGACCGUAAGCGAGUCUCUAAAAUGUGGUUUUAUAGGAGGUUGCGGAGCCCUAGCUGGCGGCCUACUGAGCGGCCCCAUAGGAGUAGCCAUAGGUGGCAGUGUGGCAUCGAUAGCCUCGGCUUGGCUCUCGAGGAACAAUUUCAAAUCCUUGGUAGAUGUUCUCAGGGAGGAUUUGAGUCACGCACAGAAAGAGAAAUUAACGGAUUGUUUAUCUAGAGCGUUAGCUAAUAUUAAACCUGAAGAUUACUUGCAAUUGGCCACUUUGGUUUUAACGAGUGCUUCGCUUAAAGAGGUCGUUAUCAAGGAACUGGGGUGCUUUUUGUUGAAGGAACUUAAUUUGAAAAUGAUCCAGUAG